UGAGCGCAACGAAGAAAAUCAAUAACUAAACAGUGAUGUAUUCAUUCGUCUUUUUAAAAUGAGAACGUAACAAAACUUUUCUUUUAAUUCAUCGAAGAAACUAUUUUAUUUAAAAAAAUAUAUCUGUUGAAGCUUGAUGCUCAUUUUUUAUUUAUUUACAUAGUGAUGAAUAUUCUCAUAGUUACGGCGUGGUAGAACAUUCUGCGUGUUUGAAUAUCGCCCUUUCCGCUAAAUAUAACUGUUAAAGAUUAUUGUUGGUUGAAGUAAAAAAUAUACAUUAUACAACACUGUAAUUAUAAGUCAAAAUGGAAGAAUUAAACGGCGAGCUUUUUGGGGAUGGACUUGUUAGUCUGGGAGAUGAGGGGUCUUUGGAGUCUACCGAUAGUGGAAAACAAGAACAAAAUUGUAAAAUUUGCGACAAUAAAUUAUGCAGUCCCCGUGUAUUGUCAUGCCUUCAUGUAUUCUGUGAAGCAUGUAUUGAUAAACUGAUGGUUAACGAAGCUGGGGAUUCGCUUAAAUUUGAUUUGGCUGUUGAGUGUCCUCUGUGCAAACAAGAAACUAAGGUGAUGCCUGGAGGAGGAGCAAUGUCACUUCCAUCAGACUACGUCCUUACAAACAUCUUGGAUGUUUCAUCCAUGGAUCAAUCCGUUGUUUGCACUUGUUGCAAAAGCAAGGAACCAGCAGUCGCUAGAUGUACUGAUUGUUCUCAUUUCUUAUGCGCUAACUGCAAUUCUGCGCAUGAGUUCAUGAGGUGUUUUGAAAAUCAUCGCGUUGUGCCAUUCGAUGCUUUAAGAUCAUCCAAAGAAAAAGCUGCUGUGCACAAGCCAAUUUUCUGUACUCGCCACGCUGGAGAGAGCCUCAAAUUUUAUUGCUGCGAAUGUGAAGUGGGCGCAUGCUCAGAAUGUUUAACCCACGAUCACAAAGUUGGUGAGCAUCGUUGUGAGCGUAUUGUUGACGCUGAGCCAAAUUUACGCGCAGAACUGCGUACUUUUAUCGUUGAAGCUAAUUCCCGUGCUGUCGCAGCAGGAUGCGCGUCGGUUAAAAUUGAUGACGCUUUAGGUGAUUUGCAGCGGCAGAGAGAUGACGCUGAAAACAUAAUUAAUGAGGCAUUUCACGCUUACAAAUCAGCUUUAGAGAGGCGUCGUGAAAAAGCUCUGGAAGAACUAGAGAGAUUGCAUAAAGAGAGAGAGCUGAAAGUAAUGGACCUCUUCGAUCGUGUUGACAAAACUGUACAACGUAUAGAUUGCGCCUGCAAGUUUGCAGCCAGGCUUCUCAGAAGGGGAGACGGCACUGAAAUAGUGAUGUUGAAGAAAACUGUAGCUUCUCAAUUCACUCGGCUCUUGGAAGGAGCUCCCGAAUUCGACGUGGAUUUUUCAUUGGAAUUUGUAACGAAAAUGGAAAAAUUUGAUUCGAUAACCGAGGAAUCUUUCGGGACAUUCCGCACUGAAGCAACUAGAGCGGAAGAAAUGAAACGAGCCAGUGAAUCCUCUGCCAUUGUCUCCGUGACUUCGAACUCCCAUUCACCUGCUAUAUCCGUAACAAAUGCCCCAGUUUUCGAUGAUUAUCCACUGGGUAACGUCCGUCGCGUAACGGGUGUUUCAGUAGGCAGUUUAGUUGGGGUUCCCGGGGUCGGAGGAGUGCCGACCAUUGGUGUUCCAGGGGUCGGUGCAGUAACUGGCGUUGGCGCCGUGCCGAACACCGGCGUCCUUCCCGGAGUCGUCAACGUUAACAGCGUCGGAGCAGUUACUGGUGUGGGGGGAGUUCCUACUAUGCCAUCGAUGGUCGAAUAUAAUUUGCAACAACUGGCAAGCAUUGCUGAGAAAGAUGUGCCGCCGCCGCCUCAUGCAUCACCGGCUCCUCCGUUUACUCUCGCUGAAUUACUUGCUGGAGAUCUCAAUUCACCUCAAGCAUAUAAUAACUUGCAAGCGCUCGCGAAGCUCGGUUUGAAUGCGGAUGUAAAUGGAUUUGGCGGAGUUGGAGGUGUCGGUAAUAUUGGCGGUGUUGGUCCUCGCGGCGUGUCUCCGGGCAGACCACUCCUAACACCCGCAGAAGAGGCCGCACUAGUCGCUCCACCGGCGCCCCUUGUGCGUGCUAACAAGGCUACACCGAUGCAUAUUAGAUUCAAGUUUGGUCAACUUGGCGGCGGAAAGGGACAAUUCAACUCGCCUCAUGGUUUCUGUCUUGGAAACGAUGAAGACAUCAUUGUAGCCGAUACAAACAACCAUCGCAUAACGGUAUUCGACAAGUCUGGUAACCACAAAUUCAAUUUCGGCGUGGCGGGCAAGGAAGAGGGUCAAUUGUGGUAUCCUCGUAAAGUUGCAGUCGUGCGCGCAACAGGAAAAUUCGUCGUUUGCGAUCGCGGAAAUGAGAGAUCGCGCAUGCAAAUUUUUACCAAGAACGGACACUUCUUGAAGAAAAUCGCCGUACGCUUCAUCGACAUCGUCGCUGGUCUGGCAGUCACCGCUGAAGGACUCAUCGUGGCUGUGGACAGUGUCACACCAACUGUGUUUAUCUUAUCUGAGGAGGGAGAUCUCAUGAGUUGGUUCGAUUGCAGUGAGUGCAUGAGAGAGCCGUCAGAUAUCGCAAUCAGUGGCAAGGAAUUCUACGUGUGCGACUUCAAAGGGCACUGUGUGGUUGUAUUCGACGACGAAGGCCGGUUCCUUCGUCGCAUCGGCUGCGAAAAUGUGACCAAUUUCCCCAACGGCAUCGAUGUUUCCGAUGCCGGAGACGUUCUCAUCGGCGACUCGCACGGCAACAAGUUUCACGUGGCCGUGUUCUCGCGCGACGGAGCCCUUGUCACCGAGUUCGAAUGCCCCUAUGUCAAGGUGUCUCGCUGCUGCGGCUUGAAGAUCACGUCGGAAGGGUACAUAGUGACCCUUGCUAAGAAUAAUCACCACGUUCUAGUCCUCAACACCCUUUACAUUGUCUGAGGAGUAACUCAAUGGCUGUAAGUCUGCAUACUACAAGAUCUCACAUUUAUUCCCUAUAUUAUUAUAUUUAAUUGCUGAUUUUACAAAGCUUAACAUUUUUGCUAAACCAGUAUUUGAUUACUUACUUUUUGUUGUUUUGUGUUUUUCACGAUAGUCACAUUUAACCGUUCGCUACGGUGAUCCCAAUUUUCCUAUUUCUUUGUCUUAUGUUGUGAAAUUUUAAUUAAAGAUUUAAAUUGGCAUCACUGCUAGUAGAUACGUGUAAUUCCCAAAGUACUAGAUACUUUUGAUUUGUAUCAUCUCACAUUUUUUUUUAUUAUGGUUGCAUUUAGUUGUAAUAACAGACAAUCCAAAGUUUAGGCUAAUAUCUCUUUGUUUACAUAUGUUAUUAUCCAGUCAAUAUGCACGUUAAGAAAGGAUUAUAAUGAGAGUUUGAUUGUAGAGUUUUCAUAUUUAGGAUGGUUUGCUUUUAUGAUUUUGACAUUAUUCUUUUAUUUUGAUUGGAAUACCGAUCGAAUACGUACACAGCAUUGUUCACUAAUUAUUACUUUAAUUUUAAGGCAAGAACAAAAGCUUUGUUUAGAUGUGGGAUUUAGAGCUCACAGGUAGACGAGCGCUGUAACUCACUGCCAAAUAUGAUUAAUCUAUGAUCAAAUCAAAGCAUAUUUGCACUCCUAAUUGUUGACUGGACUUACGAUUUUGUUUCUAAAUUUAGCAGCUGGUAUGGUUCCUAGUUCGGGUGAAGUUUUAUAAUACAUGUCAAUUAGGGGUCUGCGUGGGUGUGUCGCCUCAAUAGUAAAUGCGUUGGCUCCCUAUAAAUUUUCCGAUUGUAAACGCUUGCUUCCAGAGCACCACUUUUGGCAAUUUUAAUAUUCUCUGCGAGCGAAUAUUCGCAAAAGUCACCUCUAAACGCACAAUUGAGUUUAUUGUUAGCAAAAUUUCGUUAUUAUUAUGACCAAAAGAGGCGACACUGUAAUAACGUGCCAUCUAGUUUAGGUUAAUCGCGUAUACAAUAUUAUAUAUUGUCCGUUAAAAUAUAUUUACCAUUUACAGAUUUCUUGUGUCUAUACAAAACGUUUUUUCGUGUACUCUUGUUUUAGGAGCCUAUAUUUGAAAUUUUUUCAUCACUAGGCUAUUAUAAUAUUGAUAUAUACCGUUUGGUUAAUUUAAAUUUAUCUUAUGCUAAUUAUAUUGGAAAGCCACUGUUACUAAAGAAAAGUAAAUAACUUUGUACUGUACUGAUAAUAAUGAAAAGCAAUACGAAACGAAACUGUUUAACUGGCAUCUUCGUGCAUAUACUUAGGGUGAUUACAAAGAUAAUUGGAAUUUUAAAUAUUAUAAUAGAUUAGUUAACGUAUUAACGGGUACACGUCGUCACAAAGCAAUUAACAAAGUUUUAAUGUGCCGUAUUUCUUCGUUGAAUUAAAAUAUAUUAUACUAGCAAUAUAAUAUAUCCAUGAAUGUGCCAUUAUAAACAAAUUUUAUUUCUACAAAUUUAUAUGUUUAA
This is a messenger RNA of Pararge aegeria (speckled wood butterfly), 4437 nucleotides long. RefSeq names its product brain tumor protein-like (gene mei-P26). Gene Ontology annotation, cellular component: nucleoplasm; chromatin. The transcript has 9 exons. Gene Ontology annotation, molecular function: protein binding; ubiquitin-protein transferase activity; zinc ion binding. The coding region runs from base 306 to 2930 and encodes 874 amino acids. NCBI's taxonomy places the organism in Eukaryota, Metazoa, Arthropoda, Insecta, Lepidoptera, Nymphalidae. The record is from RefSeq and is a predicted model, not a curated record. Gene Ontology annotation, biological process: positive regulation of DNA-templated transcription.